Molecule: messenger RNA, 820 nt
Organism: Hyposmocoma kahamanoa
Lineage: Eukaryota; Metazoa; Arthropoda; Insecta; Lepidoptera; Cosmopterigidae
Product: lymphokine-activated killer T-cell-originated protein kinase
Exons: 3
Coding region: 26-631 (201 amino acids)
Biological process (GO): protein phosphorylation
Molecular function (GO): ATP binding; protein kinase activity
Source: RefSeq, a predicted model, not a curated record
AUUUACAAUAGUUUAACGUGAUACCAUGGCUGAAUUUAAGACACCAGUAAAACAAGUUAAAUCCGUGGAUUCUAAUGAAAAAAUAACUAUACCUCCGUCACCUUUUUUGAAUAGGCUUGGAUAUGGAACAGGGGUAAAUGUAAUGCAACUCGUAAGAUCACCGCGAGCAGGACAAAUCCGAUCACCUUGGGCGCUAAAAAUGCUGAACAAGCGAGUGAAACCCAGUAAAGUAUACACAGAACGUCUUCAGGCGGAAGCGGAUUUGUUACAGAAAAUGUCGCACCCGAACAUCGUUGGCUUUCGUGCGUUUAGUAAGACGAAGAUCUUGUACUUGGGCAUGGAAGCGUGUGAUAUAUCACUCGGAGAUAUGAUUGAGAAGAGAGUCGAGGAAGAUGGAGGUCCAUAUAGUCCAAGGCAGAUUUUAAAGGUAGCCUCUGAUAUCUCAGAUGCUCUGGACUACCUUCACACAAAGAUGCAGAUCCUUCAUGGUGACAUAAAAUCCUUCAACAUUCUCAUUAAUGGAGAUUUCAUUGUUUGCAAGCUGUGCGACUUUGGAGUGACACUGCCUCUUGACGAAAACGGCAUCUUUGAUAAACAGAAGGCUGGCAAAGCAGUGUAUUUUGGUAUGUAAUGGUUUUAUAGAGACUAUUUGGAGUAUUUGCCCAUUUCAAAUGGGAUUGGGCUCCACUUGCUGUGAUCCUUUAUUACCUGUGUAUUGUUUGCCAUUCAAAACAACUAUUUCAGUUUUGCUGUUCAUGUUUAGUGCAGUGAAACUUCUUUUCGCUUUAGAUCACUUGUCACCCAUAAAUUGAACCAUUAC